AUGGGAAGGGACUGGGUUUUGGGAUUCAGUAUGGACCUGAAAACGGCGUUGGCUUUUCCGGUUCUUGCUUUUUUUUUCUUUUUCUUCUUUUUUUGCCUCCAACGCGUUUUCCUCUCUCUUCGCUUCUACCCGUCUCCAGCUCUUCUGCAGUUUUCUGCCAUUGGUCAGUUUUGCGGAACGGUUUUCCCCUCCAACUUUCUUUCUUUUCUUUCCCCUGACUUCUUUCACGCUCUUGACAGUGGGUCGUUACAUCUCACGAAUCGGUCCAAGUCGCAGAGCAACGACAAGUUGUCACGUGGAAAGACGACUAGAUCUGAAAGGGAACCGGAGGAGAGUAUGGAAGAUGGCUGA
Molecule: messenger RNA, 351 nt
Organism: Colletotrichum costaricense
Lineage: Eukaryota; Fungi; Ascomycota; Sordariomycetes; Glomerellales; Glomerellaceae
Exons: 1
Coding region: 1-351 (116 amino acids)
Source: RefSeq, a predicted model, not a curated record